GUGGUUCUCGGACGGGGUUUUCCGAUCUCUGCCUUCGUCCCUCUCGUUCCAUAAACCCUAGAUAUCUUCUCUUCAAUCCCUCGAAAACCCUAGUUUUCAGGCUCCAUAGAGCACGAUCCAGCGGCGCUGGCCUUCGGAUUGGGAUCGGAAUCGGUAGGAGUGCGGUGCUAUGGAUGGGGCCGGAGCAACUGCCGCGACGACGGCGCCAAACGCAGGUACGACAGCGCCGAACGCUGCUCUGGGGUCGGGGGCGCCGCCGCCGCCUUUCCUUAGCAAGACGUACGAGAUGGUGGAUGAUCCGGCGACGGACGCCAUCGUGUCGUGGGGGCCGGGGAACAACAGCUUUGUGGUUUGGAACACACCCGAGUUCGCCAGAGACCUCCUUCCCAAGUACUUCAAGCACAACAAUUUCUCCAGCUUCGUUCGCCAGCUCAAUACCUAUGGUUUCAGGAAGGUGGAUCCUGAUAGGUGGGAAUUUGCCAAUGAGGGAUUCUUGAGAGGUCAGAAGCAUUUACUAAAGAACAUAGCCAGGAGAAAACCCUCUCAUCCACAUAGCCAACCUCUGCAAACUCAAGCACAAAAUGGUUCUGCAUGUGUUGAGGUAGGGAAGUUUGGGCUGGAGGAGGAAAUCGAGAGGCUUAAGAGGGACAAAACAGUACUCAUGAAGGAACUAGUCAUGCUGAGGCAACAGCAACAGACCACAGAUCAUCAAUUACAGACCUUAGGACAGCGCCUACAAGGAAUGGAACAGCGACAACAACAAAUGAUGUCAUUUCUUGCAAAGGCCAUGCAGAGUCCUGGUUUCUUAGCUCAACUGGUGCAACAGCAGAAUGACAGUAACAGGUGCAUAUCCGGAGGGACCAAAAAGCGGAGAUUGCCAAAGCAAGAAGACAAAUUGGAUGGUGAAGAAGGAGCUUCUCUUGACGGUCAAAUAAUCAAAUACCAGCCAUUGAUGAACGAGGCAGCAAAAGCAAUGCUGAUGCAGAUCCUUAAGAUGGACACUGAUUCCCAAAUGGAAAGCAUGGGCAACUCCGGCAGUUACCUGAUAAAGAAUUUCCCUGGCAGUAAUUCAUCAUCUCGAAACUCCAGCGUCACCCUGUCAGAAAUGCCAGCAAGCUCCGUGGGCACUCCAUACAUGCCAGUGAGCUCUGGCUUGUCAACAAUCUGCUCAUCAUCCACGGCUUCCGAGAUCCAAUCUAAUGCAGCUGAUUUGCCAGACAUAAGUAUGCUAUCCACUGUUCCGGAGGCAAUUUCUUCAUGCCCAACUGACAUGGACAUUCCUGGGUUCUCCCCGACUGAUAUUCCAGAGGACAGCAACUUUGAAAGCUUGUACAUGGAUGGUGAAAGCUUCUCUCCUGAUGCCGAAAUUGAGAUAUUUGAUGGGGACCAAAGGCUGCCUGAUAUCAAUGAUGCAUUCUGGGAACAGUUUCUUUCUGGCAGUCCCAUUUCCGGUGAAACUGAGGAGGUUGUUUCUGGAAUGCAAGAAGCCACAACUAAUCAAACAGAGUUGGAUAGUUCUUGGACCAGUGCUCAGAACCUGGCUCAACUCAGUGAGCAGAUGGGGCUUCUUUCAUCCCAAGGCAAAGAUUAGAAACUUUGUUUUAAUUUUCUCUUUUUAUUAUUAUUUUUUUCCUUUUUUUUUGUGUGCUCUGAUGAUGUGGAACUUUCUGUGAGCCCAUCCUUUCUAUGGGUUUUCAAAGACACUCAUUUUGAGACUCUGUUUUUAAUGUUACAGACUUAAUUAUAUAGAUUUAUAUAUAUAUAUAUAUAUAUACAUUUGUAUCUAUGUACAUCAUAUGUUUGCGGUCUGGAAUCCCCAGGUCUAAUUUUUAGCAGUUUUAUUCCUGGAUGUGGGGUUAAAUGUACAGUUUAAGGACAAGGAAUUGAACAAAUGAAUGAGAAUAGUUUUUAUA
This is a messenger RNA of Dioscorea cayenensis subsp. rotundata (Guinea yam), 1913 nucleotides long. Its product is annotated as heat stress transcription factor A-1-like. Gene Ontology annotation, molecular function: DNA-binding transcription factor activity; RNA polymerase II cis-regulatory region sequence-specific DNA binding. The transcript is spliced from 2 exons. The coding region runs from base 170 to 1591 and encodes 473 amino acids. Gene Ontology annotation, biological process: regulation of transcription by RNA polymerase II. Gene Ontology annotation, cellular component: nucleus. NCBI's taxonomy places the organism in Eukaryota, Viridiplantae, Streptophyta, Magnoliopsida, Dioscoreales, Dioscoreaceae. The record is from RefSeq and is a predicted model, not a curated record.